This is a messenger RNA of Xiphophorus maculatus (southern platyfish), 3698 nucleotides long. RefSeq names its product relaxin-3 receptor 1-like. Gene Ontology annotation, biological process: G protein-coupled receptor signaling pathway; immune response. Gene Ontology annotation, cellular component: membrane. Lineage: Eukaryota; Metazoa; Chordata; Actinopteri; Cyprinodontiformes; Poeciliidae. The record is from RefSeq and is a predicted model, not a curated record. Bases 281 to 1540 code for a protein of 419 amino acids. The transcript is spliced from 3 exons. Gene Ontology annotation, molecular function: G protein-coupled receptor activity.
UGACGGAUCGUGUCAGUAUAGGCUGAUGCAUUUUCAUAUCCCCCUUAUUUAUUUUAUUUUAUUUUAUUUUUUUUAAUUAUGGAAAGCUUAAGUUUCCAUUUGGAGCACCGAUAACAUGUGAGCGGAGAGUUUUUGGAGACCAUAUAAGCAGGAGGAGGAAGAUGGGGAUUUUUUGUCUCCACACCUGUGCGGAGGUUACUCUAACACAGGAGAAGGCUGGAGACCUUUCUUAAAAAAAAAAAAAAAAAAAAAAAGUGAGUCUAUAUUUCUCUGCACAAGCAUGCAGAGCAACAGCAGCUCCCUCGGACCCCCCACCGGGCUGAGUGAGUGCGGGGGGCAGGAGGAGGAGAUAUCCGAGCUGGUCAGCCCGACAGGAGCAGGCUCCAACCUCCCGAUGUUUAACCUUUCACUCAACUGCUGGCUUCUCAUCCUCUCCAAGGAGUCCUCCCUGGAUCUGCAUGGAGACAGCGCCAACCUGCCAGUGCGAGUCGUCAUUGCUCUGGUCUACCUGGUGGUGUGCGUCCUGGGACUGGUGGGGAACCUCCUGGCGCUCUUCCUCCUACACUCCCGCCGCCGGGGCCACCACCACUCCGCCAUCGACUGCUUCGUGAUGAGCCUGACCAUCACAGACCUCCAGUUCGUCCUGACCUUGCCCUUCUGGGCCGUGGACACUGUGCUGGACUUCCGCUGGCCCUUCGGCCGCGUCAUGUGCAAGAUCGUGAGCUCGGUCACCACCAUGAACAUGUACGCCAGCGUUUUCUUCCUCACGGCGAUGAGCGUGACCCGGUACCACUCCCUGGUUACGUCCCUGAAGAUGAGCAGCCCCAGGAUCGCCACGGCCCGCGCCAAGUGGGUCAGUUCGGCCAUUUGGGUGGUCUCUCUGGUGGCCACGCUGCCCCACGCUUUCUACUCCACCACCGUUCAGGUGUCUGCAGAUGACGAGCUCUGCUUAGUUCGGUUUUCAGACUCUGACUCAGGUCACUGGGAUCCCCAGGUUUUGCUUGGGCUCUACCAAACACAGAAGGUCCUUCUAGGCUUUGUAGUUCCCCUGAUCAUCAUUUCCGUGUGCUACCUCCUCCUGCUGAGGUUCAUCCUGAGCCGGCGCAUCGUGGGCAGCUCGGUUGGCAACGGCAGCGGCACGGACAAGUCGGAGCACGAGAGAGGACGCCACCGCAAACGCUCCAAAGUUACUCGUUCCGUCACCAUCGUAGUCCUGUCCUUCUUCAUCUGCUGGCUGCCGAACCAGGCUCUCACCCUGUGGGGGGUGCUCAUCAAGUUCGACCUUGUGCCCUUCAGUAAGGCCUUCUACAACGCCCAGGCUUAUGCCUUUCCGCUGACUGUGUGUCUCGCCCAUGCCAACAGCUGUCUCAACCCAGUGCUCUACUGCCUGAUCCGAAAAGAGUACAGGGCCGGACUGAAGGAGCUCCUUCUGCGAGUUUCUCGUAACGCCCGGAACGUUCUUUCUCUGGCUCUGAGAGGAAGGAGAGUGGAGGAGGCACCUCCCAGCACGGUUGUGAUGCACAAAGACAUCAAUAUGUGAUUUAUUUUGUUGCUUAGACGAUUGGGAAAGCUGUGAUUACAUUAUUUUUGUUAUAAAGAGGAUAUCUGAACAACAAACUAAACCUAAUUUGUCAAUAAGCCCUAUUGACAUAGUGUAUUUUGUUAACUUUGGAGACAGCCAGGCUCUUUGUUUUCCCCAGCUUUCAUCUCAUCCUCCUCUGUUGGUGCUUGACAUUUCAAAUAGGUCUCAUAGCAGCUUGUGAAACAAUAACUGGUUUAAUAUUUAAGUUGGAUAACUCAAGCUAAAAGUAGGCUUAGCGAGAGGGAAACAAUCUGGUCUCAAUUACGAAAGAAAUGCCCAGCUAACGUAUUUAAAGCUAAUUGGCAUCACCAGCGGAAAUGUCAUUACCAAUCUUUUUCUUUUUGCAAGCCAGUGAUGACUGACAACAAGUUAUGCUUCCCUACAAACAUUAAAGCAGCAUGUUGCGGACAUACAAACUGAUAAAAAGCUUAAAUGGACAUCUAAAUAUUGCAUUUGUCACCACUAUUAACAGCUGACAAACAAAAAGACCUCAAAAAUUGGCCUAAAAUAAUAUAGGAUUUUGAUUUACUAUCAGGGACAGAAUUGAACAAAGAUCUAUGGGCUACAUGGUAGACCUUAUAGUUUUAUGAUUGCAGUAUAAUAAUGGCCACUAGGGAUGUCCUGAUCAGGAUUUCAUUUAUCCCUUGUACUGAUUCAGGUAACGAAUAUGUGCCAAGACAGAGCUUCAGUCAGAUACGUCAUUAAAGUCAUUUAAAUGAUUAAAAGAGUUAUUAGCUUUAAAGCAGAGUGCGUGAACGAAAGACAACAUUUCAUCAGCACAUAUAAGGUCUGAAAAAGCACAGUGUGUUCAUUCACAUUGCAUGUGCUGCAGUAUCUUUCUUCCUGAAAGCCACAGAUAUUUUUUUUACCAACUAGGGUUUCUGGUGGAUAGCGACAACAGAAAGCUAGCGACCAGCUAGGUUAGCUAAUGAUCUGAUAUUGCAGUAGGUCCCUUUCUUCACUUAAUCACACCUCUCAAUUAAUAUUUUACUGAAAUAUUAGGCUAACACUAACAUGUUUACUCCCUAUCUUGACAUGACUUGUAGACAAUUUAGGUAGAGACUUGAGUGUUGUUCCAGUUACACCUGUGACUAGCCUGUGUUAUAUUUUAAACACCAUUAUAAAUGGAAAAUACAUUUUGACUUUCAAGGAAAACCAGUGUUUGUUAUGUCAACAGAAUCUACUGUACAGCCUGUAAUAUAUUUUUGUGGAUCAUUCACACAAAACAACUUAAUCACAGAAAUGCAGGCUGAUCUCGGGGCUGCCACAUGGUAGAUCAAGCACAAAAUUGCCAUAUUUUUCUGGAAUACAAUUUAGCUAUAAAACUGAAUAAAGUGACAGAUAAAGCUUUAUCUCUGCUGUUGAUUUACAGUAAGAACAAAAGAUGAAAUGAUCAAACGCACAGUUUUCCGUUUUAAAGAAAACCAAAUCCGGUGAUUUAGAAACCACCUGCUUUGAAGCGACGUUUGAUCAGUGUUUACUGAUCCAGAUUUAUAUAGUGUGAGUAUCACACUAUAUGAAUAAAUUGUUUCACAAAAUGUCAUGAGACUUGACUUUGUCAGCACACAGAAAUGUCCCUGUUAUUAUAACAAUAUUAAUCCUAUACGCCCAACAGAGCCACAUUUUUUGGCGCAUUGUAGCUCAUAGUGUUGCUUAUUUCUCCCCACAGUUAUGUGAUGAAAUCUGAGCUGCUCCUUGUUGGAUUUAAUGUUCUUCUUUGUAAAGAAAAAAAAAAGUAAAGAAACAAAAACAGAUCUGCUAAAAAAAAACCAUCAGGAUAAUGAUAUGAUACCCUCUCUCUCCAACAGUUUUGCUUGAAGUCACAUGGACAGAAAACCACCUUUUCUGGUGUUUUCUUUUCUAGCUGUUAUUAUUUUGACUAAAUUCACAUCCAUUUCACCCCUUUAGAACAGUCGUGAAAUAGUUGAAUUUCAGUGACCCACUCCGCCACUCCCUUGUGCAGUGAAACAACAACUCCUGGUCGGCUGCCAAUCUGUGUUUCACACUGCCGUUCAUAACUGUCGUUGUCGUCGGCUCUGUUGUAUCGAUGUGAAUAGUUUGGUGAAUUUACGUAUGUCCUGUGGCAUUAAAUAAAGCGAACGGACAAAAGAGUUAA